AUGAUUUUUUUAUCUAGUCUAUUUAUAACAUUAUAUAGCUUUGCAUUAUAUCCCUCUUAUAAUGUCUAUCUAACUUAGGGAGAAACUUAUUCCCUACCUUUGAAUGAAUUAUUUAAAGAAAUAAGACUUAACUUCACUAUUUUGGAUUGCCCUAGCAAUGUUCAAUUAUUUAAGACCUUAAAUUUAUUAUCUGAAUAGAAUAAUAAUUAAAAAUUUACUUCAAUUUCCUCAUCAUCUCAAUACUACUUACUAACUACUUAAGUUAAUGUAUUAAAUUUGUAUUUUUGGAAUUCAGGCUAUUUAAAUCUCAUAAAUAAAAUAAAAUUACCACAAUAAACUUGUUUGAAUGCUUUACUAACUAAAGAAGAUUCAAUAAUUGUAGACUGCUACAAUUUGAAUAAUUUAAGUAUUUAUUUAUAUCAAAAGAAUUCCUGGACAAUUGCUUACUCAGAAUUAACUCAAUAAAUACCAAAAAAAACAGACCUUAAAUAAUUUAUAAGUAAUUCAAUUAACUUUAUUCUUUAUGCAUAAUAUUAUGAAGAUAAUUAAAUCUUAACACAGUUUUACUUUAGUCAAGAUUAAUUAUACAAUUUUUCAAUUUGGACAUAACCAUUUAUUAACUUUAUUGUUACUAAUAAAUUGCAAUCUCAAAAUACAAUAUACUUAUGGAAUAAUCAAUUCUUAUAUAUAUUAAAUGUUACUGAAUAUGAGUUGUAAUCUACAAAUAUUGUUUAUUUCUCUUAAAUAAUAGAUGUUUUAUUAUUCAAUCCAUAGAAUAUGUUUUACUAAUGCGAUAAGUUAUUAAUAAUUGCUCAUGAUCAAAGCUUAUAAUUUCAAGUAUGUAAUUAGAAUACAAUGAUAUAAGAAUAUUAAAAUUAGAUCAACCUUAAUAAUGUGAACUACAUCUCUUAAGCUUUCUUAAGUAAUUAGUUCUUAAUUUUAUAAUUAUUUGAUCUAAUAGAGAUUUACGAGAUUAUUGAUUUUUAUUUCAACUUAAUUGGAGGACUUCAACUAAAUUCUUCAUUUUCUUAAGUUUCAUUUGAUUAUAAUAGCAAUUAAUUAUUUAUAUUUAGUGAUACUGAGAUUACGACUUACUAAGUAGCUUAUCCUAAGAUAAAAUUCGAAUCUGAUUAGAAUUUGUCAAAUUAUCAAUUAUUUAUACAAGGAAGUCCAUAUUAGAUAAAUUAAACUGAUGCCUAUAAAUGCUAAAAUUGUAUGGUAUAGGUAAAUGUUAGUGUUCUCUCAAUUAAUGAUAACAACACAUAUUUAACUCAUGAGAUUAGCCAUUAAAUUGUAAUUAAUUUUUUAAGUCAACAUUACCAUAAAUUCAUCUCAUAAUACUCAGGUUCCCUCUUAGUUGCAAAUUUCUCAGUUGAUGAAUCAAGCCUUGGAAACUUUACGGAUACAACAUUUCGAAAUAUAGGCUCGAUAAAUUAGAAAUUCGAAAAUUUACAAUUUUUAAGUGGAGGUUAUGCUGUUGGAAUAACAAACCAAACUAUUGUUUUAAUAUCUUUAUAAAUGUAGCACAAUCAUUUUAAUUAACAAAUUAUGAAUUUUAUUGAAUGUAAUUGGGAAAUAUAACCACAACAACAAUUUAUAUUAACUUUUCUUGAACCAUUUUAAUAAUUCUAUUUGCUAUUUUAAUAAAUUGUACUUCUGCUUGAAUCAAACAUAAUUUAAAUUUGUAAUUUUUUUGAAGAUUGCACAGAUUUAUAAAUUAAAAAUGAUAUAAAACCAGUUGGUAUAGCAUUGAAUUAACAAUUAUGUUCAUCAACUUUAUAUAUUAAUAACAAUCAUAAAAGCAUUAUUGUUGGCUAAAUAACAUCAUCAAAUACUUAUAUUAUAUUCAGUUAAAUAGAUGUUAAAAUUCAAGUUUAAGAUAUGAAAAUUGUAAAUAAUCGGUUGAUAUUAAAUUAUUAUUGCUAGUAGAAUUAAUUUAUUUGUUUUUAAGUCUGGAAUGUUGCAAAUUUGAACUCCCCAUAUUUUGAAAAGAAUUUAAGAAGUAUUUUGAACUCAAAUAAUAUUUAAUUAUUUGCUGAUAAUCUAUUUUAUUAUGUUCAGACUAAUAAUUAAAUCUAUGUUUAUAAUCCAGUUGUGCUUGAACAUUCUUCAUUAUUUUAUACAUUUAACUAUAAUGGAUCCUAUUUUACGACCACCUCUAUUUAAUCUAAGGCUUUCAUUUCAUUCAAUUCUUAAUUUUACUAGCUAUUUCCAAUCUUAGUGUAUUCUUAUCAAACUACAAUCAAUAUGUUCCAGAAUGAUAUAACACUUUUGCUUAACACUUUUAAUGCUUCAAUUUCAAGUUAAAUUGGAACUCAAACUUUUAUUGAUUAUAUCUCCAAUUAAGAUAUCAUCAUUUUGAAUAAUUUUUUGUAGAUUCAACCGAAGAAUUAAACAUAUAAUGUUUCGCAAAGCCAUGUAACAUUAACAUCAGAUAAUAUAACUUUUAGUGGAUAAGUUGGAUGGUUUUCAAUAAGUUGUGAUGGGAAAUCGAAUUCUCAAGUUAUCAAUAUUUUAAAUUUUACCUCUAUGCGUAAGAAUGUGAUUGCUGCAUUUAAUAAGUAAAUUUUAGUUUUAGAUUACUACCAGUAAAAUUAUUUAAUAUGUUACUUAUAAGUUUAUAAUAUAACUUCAAAAGGGACAAUAAAAAGGGUAUCACUCUAAUAAAAAUAUCCAAAAUAUUGUUUAAACAGAUUUGCCUAAAUGAAUGCUUAAUAUAUAUUUUUAGUUUGCGCUCAGACUUAUUAGCAAAGCUAUUUAGGAUAUGACUUAGUUAUGAUCAAUAUCACAAACGCAUCAUUAGGUUAAAUGACUACCUUAUCUAAUUUUACAAUAAUAGAACUAAGUCCAAUACUAUAGGAUGAUACUUUAUAUAUUUGCAAUAGAUACUAAAUUUCAAUCUAUUAUAUAAAUUAGAAUAUUUUUUAACGUAUCCAAACGUAAUGUAAUUUGAUUAGUUUUCAGCUCUUUGUUUAUCAGAAUUCUAAUUACUCUUUUUAUGCCAAUAUUUAUUUAUGCAAAGACGAUCAGAAAUUGUAUUAUCAAUUAGGAAAGCGUUAUUUACAAGAAUAAAUUUAGUUUAUUUCGGUUAAGUUUAUAUCUAUUGAAAAUUUCUUCUAUUUAGAUUCUUAUAUUGUAGGAAUUCUUAUAGUCUCAGAAUAAAAAACCCAAUUAGCGAUGAUGUGUUUUACCAAUUAAAUUAGCUUUAUUAUCAGGCUUAACUAUACGAUUAAUGAAUCCGAUUUUUAGCAAUCUACUCUAGCAUUCAAAAAUUUAUUGUUUUAUUCUCCUCCUUAAAGGACUAACUAUUUAUAUUAAUUUAAAUAGGCAAUGAUUUCUAGUGGUUUGGUGGUUGUGUAUUAUUAGAGUUAUUACCCCCAAUACUUGGAUUAUUAUGUUCUUUAUAAUACUUCUUAUUUAAAUUUUACUUUAGGAAAUUAGGAAAACACAUUCUUAUUUUCUGCUAUGUAAUAAUAUUCUUGUUGUUAAAUUUAAUGUAUCGUAACUUUCAAUAGUUCUUAUGGAUUCAUAUUUAAUUAUGAUUAAACCAUUCUAAUUAAUAGCUUAAAAAUUGAAGUUCAUCUUUAAAACAACGCAACUUAAUGCAGUUUAUAAGCUUUUAAUUUAGGAUAUAUGGCUAUUUCUAAUUACACUUUUUAUUUUAACAAAUAAUUAGAUUUCGGAUUUGAAUAUGCUUUAAUCGCAUUUUUGAUAAUAGUUUUCAUAUUAGCACUAUUUUUUUUAUGGUAUAGGACGAAAGAUUAGGAUUAUUAAUUUGGGCUACAAGAAUUUGAAGAAUUAGAGAUCGAUACAUUCUAAUAAUGA
Messenger RNA from Paramecium tetraurelia, 3825 nucleotides. RefSeq lists its product as uncharacterized. The transcript has 2 exons. Lineage: Eukaryota; Ciliophora; Oligohymenophorea; Peniculida; Parameciidae. The record is from RefSeq and is a predicted model, not a curated record.